This is a messenger RNA of Oryza brachyantha (malo sina), 2849 nucleotides long. Its product is annotated as putative E3 ubiquitin-protein ligase UBR7. The record is from RefSeq and is a predicted model, not a curated record. Gene Ontology annotation, molecular function: zinc ion binding; ubiquitin protein ligase activity. Lineage: Eukaryota; Viridiplantae; Streptophyta; Magnoliopsida; Poales; Poaceae. The transcript has 7 exons. Gene Ontology annotation, cellular component: cytoplasm. Bases 108 to 1355 code for a protein of 415 amino acids.
CUCCUCCUCUCUCCGUCCGUUCCACUCUCGUCUCAGCUCGCGUCACCUAGCUCACCUCCCGAUCGCGGGCCCGGCGCCACCAAACCCUAACCCUAGACGCGCCGCCGAUGGCCGCCGAAGGCAGCGCCGGCGCCUUCGAGGACGACGCGGAGCCGACGAUCACCAUCGGGGAGUACAUCGAGGGGAUCGAGGCCGAGGAGCUGGAGGCGGACUUGGUGCUGGGCGGGGACGACGGCAAGGAGUGCACCUACGGCGGCGGGUACCUCAAGCGCCAGGCCGUCUUCUCCUGCCUCACCUGCGUGCCCGCCGGCGUCGGGGGUGUCUGCACCGCCUGCAGCCUCGCCUGCCACGACGGCCAUGAGGUUGUUGAACUAUGGACAAAGCGAAAGUUUCGUUGUGACUGUGGCAACUCAAAGUUUGGAAGUCAUGUUUGCAAACUUUGCCCUGAGAAAGAUCCUGAGAAUCCAGCGAAUUCUUAUAACCAUAACUUCAAAGGUUCCUAUUGCACAUGUGGUAGGCCCUAUCCUGAUCCAGAAGCCGAAAAGCAAGAUGAAAUGAUACAAUGUUGUAUUUGUGAGGACUGGUUUCAUGAGGAUCAUAUUGGUCUUAACUCCAUCGAAGAGAUACCACGAGAUGAGGAAGGGGAGCCACUCUAUGAGGAUUUCAUAUGCCCCAAAUGCUCACCUCAGUGCUAUUUCUUGAAACUAUAUCCAGAUACUAUUUGGGCCUCUAAUAAGCACAACUCUGCACCAAAAGCUGGGACUACCGAUUCGGCUGCAAUGAAAGGAGGUUCAAUCCAUGGUGACACUGAGAAGAGUGAAAAUGGUGUUCUUAUAAAUCAUCUGAAUGGUGAAAAGACAUCUGACAAUGAUAAUUGUCCAACAGAUAGUGCAGCUCCAGAAAAGGCCUGUUUGGAUGGUAGUUCUGAUGGAAUAUGUAAACUAGGAAUGAACAUAAGUACAAAUACACCAUCAGCUGAUUCAGAGAAAAAUGUGCCCUUUUUUAUGUCGAAAGGCUGGAGAGAGGUUAUGUGUAGAUGUGAAAAUUGCACCAACCUAUAUGCACAACAAGGUGUUGCAUAUCUUACAGAUAAGGAAGACUCUAUUGAGGAAUAUGAGAAGGUUGCUAAGCAGAAAAGGGAAAAGAAGUUGGAGCAGCAGGAAGGAGCUGAAGAAAACUUUCUUAAUUCACUUGACCAUGUACAGAAGAUAGAGAUUUUGAGUGGCAUCAAUGACAUGAAGAAUGAGUUUCAGUCUUUUCUGGAAUCUUUUGAUUCAUCAAAACCGGUGACAUCUGAAGAUAUACGAGCUGUUUUUGAGAAUCUUGCUAAGAAGAAAAAGCAGAGGUUGUCAUGAAAUUCAGCCGCUUCAGGCUCUGCUUGAGACUAAUAUAUCCCUCUGCCAGACGAUUGAGCAGUUUUCUGGCCACUGUGCUGGCGUUAGUUUAUGGUUAACUAUGUCAUGGCUAUGAUGCCUUGUUACCUAGGUUCUACUGGACCUCUAAUGUAAGUUAUCGGAGGUAGUAAUGCGGAAUGCUCUGAACUCAUCUUGUGGUAGAUGCUCCAGUUUAGCAGAACAAAAAUAUUUGCUCCUCUGUAUCAAAACUUAGCCAUGUGGUAACUCAGGUUACCCAAAAACCUUGUAAUCCUUCGUGCCGCACUUUGAAUCAUAUGCUGCAUUCCGUGCUAUUUUUCUUUUUGAAAGGUCACCGGAGGGGAGAGUCUCCCCAUCUGAAGUUUCAUCGAAGCAAAGUUUUUGCCUGUGAAGGCAGUGCAAACAAAAAGGAAAACAGCACUAAUGGGGGCAUAGUUUAGAGCGGAAGAAAACUCAUUCUCCCAGAUAGUAAUAAUGUUUAUACCCUCUUGCUUUGUUGGGAUUUCUCUUUCGCCCAGGAGCCAAGCGAAGAAUUGCACCUUUAGCGGGGCACUGUUCCUCCAGAUGAAAUUCCAGUUGGGGCAUUCUGUGCCCUUGAUGCUUGUAUCUACAGCAAGGGAAGAAACUUGAAAUGGCUGCAUCUUUUUGAACGACUGCUGUUGUGUAGAAGCAUUUUUAGCAUGGAUUUGGAGGGCUAUCCUAUCACAAUUCACACAUGGUCACAUUUGAGCAGCGAAAAACGGGGAGAACGCCCAAAUACGGGCCUGGUGAUGAUGCCAUAGGAUCCGAUUUGGGUGCACCUCGAAUCUGUUCAUAACAACUCUUGCCAGCGAUGGCGAUGCCCCAGCUGCCAUUCUUGUCCAUGGCAGCAGCUGCCAAGCAAGCUGCUAGGGUUGCAAAUCGGACGAGACCAAUGGGACAGAUAGAACCAAGAUGGUCCCCUUGCCUUGACACUGUGAGUUUUUAGUUGCUCCAAACUCCAUCAACCAUGGAUGACUCCUGCUACUACAAUGGCCAAAAAUCAAGCGAAAAUGUUCUGAGAAGAAUCGUACUUUUGAGCUACUAGGAGAAAAUCUGAAGUUCCGGCCUCUGUAUCAAAGGAAGGAUUCAAACGAAUAUUGAUUAUCCGAAUCGACAAUGCAAGGUGACAUAUCUUGAAACUAAAAUUCUGAGACAAGGCUUCACAGUGAACACACUUAUCACUAGUACAGUGCUCCUGAACAUCCAUGAAGAUUGCUGUUGGGUUUUUAUGUCAGUUGCAUGAUUGAGAAUGUGACUAUGUGAGAAGAAAUGUGUGCUUCCCUGAAAACGAAACCUCCUCUUGCCUUGUCCUGCUGCUGCAAUGGCGCUGAUACUGAUAUCUUCUCGUUUUGUCUCAUUCAAUGGCAGCAUGAACCCUGCACACCACUCUGGGUGGCUAGUGGCUACUGUACUAUAUAAUUCCCUUAAGUGGCAACAUGUCCAUGAUUCAAGAAU